Molecule: messenger RNA, 806 nt
Organism: Humulus lupulus (European hop)
Lineage: Eukaryota; Viridiplantae; Streptophyta; Magnoliopsida; Rosales; Cannabaceae
Product: probable phospholipid hydroperoxide glutathione peroxidase
Exons: 6
Coding region: 54-566 (170 amino acids)
Biological process (GO): response to oxidative stress
Molecular function (GO): glutathione peroxidase activity
Source: RefSeq, a predicted model, not a curated record
UCUGGUUAACCUGGUUCUGUAGUUCUUUCUCUCUCUCUCUGUGGAACAAAAAGAUGACAAGCCAACCCUCAAAGAACCCGGAGACAAUCUAUGAUCUCACUGUUAAGGAUGCUCAAGGAAAUGAUGUAGAUCUUAGCAUUUACAAGGGAAAAGUUCUGCUCAUCAUCAAUGUUGCUUCCAAAUGUGGACUGACCAACUCAAACUACGCUGAGUUGAAUCAAUUGUAUGAGAAGUAUAAAGAUCAAGGCUUUGAGAUUCUGGCAUUUCCAUGCAACCAAUUUGGUGCGCAAGAACCAGGAACUAAUGAAGAGAUUACUGAAUUUGUCUGCACCAAAUUCAAGUCAGAAUUUCCAAUUUUUGACAAGAUUGAAGUCAAUGGUGACAAUACUGCUCCAGUAUACAAGCUCUUGAAAGCAGGGAAGUGGGGAUUUUUUGGAGAUAAUAUUCAAUGGAACUUUACCAAGUUCCUGGUGGACAAGGAUGGGAAAGCGGCCGAUCGGUAUUACCCCACCACACCUCCACUUGGCCUUGAGCAUGGCAUAAAGAAGCUCUUGGGGGUUGCUUGAAUGUUGAUAUGUGAAGGCACAAUUUAACCUUUUAAAAGUUUAAAUAUGGUUUCAGUUUAUGUAUCUGGUUUGGAGACUGUAAAACUCUCUUGUUGGGGGUUGUGUUGUAAUUUACAUGUUAAAAAUGCAAACCCUCUACUCCUUCCUUGUGUUUGUGUAUCUAAUCUAGCUUUGUCUUGUUGCAAAGAGAUGUUGAACAAGGUCAAUAUAAAUAUGACUUGUGAACUAUUUGAAUUUUAA